AUGGCUGACAAUCUGACUAACAAGAGCACUGUAGAUCUCAUCAAGAUUCUCAAAUCCAAAAUUGACUUCAAACGCAUCUCCGCAAGGCGUGUGCGUUGUACCAGGGCUGCGGAUAUGGUGCUGGCCCACGCCUUGAAAUAUAUCGAGCUCUUGUGUGAUGGCCAUAUCACUUCUUACAAUGCAGAGAAACUCACAUAUCGCGAGAUCGUGGCAAAGCUCAGAAGAAAGGAACCAACUGUUCCAUGGCGAAGCCCGAACGCUCGGCGUGAACGUCCCGAUUAUAGACGAUAUGUGAACCAAUCUGCCAUUGAGCUGAUCGAUUACUUCAUCGAGCGCAAUGCAAAAGGUAAGGCUGAGGAUGGUCCUGCGGAAAAACUGAGUAUACAAGAUGAAUUUGUCACAAAAAAAAAUAUUAAAGUGAAGGAAGUCGCGGCUGGUCCAGAUCGUGGUGAACCUGAAGCUGCAACGACUGACAAUCGUGCUAAAUAA
Molecule: messenger RNA, 489 nt
Organism: Exophiala bonariae
Lineage: Eukaryota; Fungi; Ascomycota; Eurotiomycetes; Chaetothyriales; Herpotrichiellaceae
Exons: 1
Coding region: 1-489 (162 amino acids)
Source: RefSeq, a predicted model, not a curated record